GCUCUGGAGUGGACGCGCACGUUGCAGCUCCAGAGCGGUGAUCCGCAGGUCUUCGAAGACACCUCCCUGGCGAGGGAUCGCUCGGAUCCGACGGACCGUCCUUCCAUGCUGAUGGCGCCGAGUUCUCAAGAUAUGAGGCCGUACGCGUAUUGGCUUGGGACGGGCAUGAGUCGGGCUCAGAUUGCGGCCUUGCCCCAAGCGCAACGCGCUGCGAGGACUGUGCUCGGCAAGGAGGAUUUCCUGAAGGUGAUCGUCCAGGCAGAGCAGUACCUCGACCUCGACAAGCAGCAGGUUGCGGCAGCUCCCACAGAUUGGGUCAAGCUCUCAGGGUUACUGCACGGCUCUCGCGAAGGGUUUUCGCGCGAUGUCGCUACGGCUCUCGGUGCUAAGACGACUGUGCGGACGAACUUGGGCGUUCAGGUGGAGUCACUGUACAGGAGAGUUACGCAAGAAUGGCUGGCUGCCAAGGUUGUGGAGUCGACUGGUGGUAACGAUGCAACUGAUGCUGCCGGAUUGCGCUACUGGCUUGACCAAGCGCUCGGCGGUGGACAUGUUCUCAAUCAGAUCGUUGCCCCCGAUUUCAUACCCGCUGGCGCAGGCGGCCCGAUGGCCCCGCAGGUGGCGGCGCCCGCAGUCGGUCUUACGGCUUCGAUCCUCGUCUGGAUAUUGAACGGGGACCCGAUCAAUGGCUGGCCCGGCGGUGCACCGCCUCAUGCUGCUCUACCACCUGGUCGCCCGCCCGCCGAUUCUAUGGUUAUCCUGUCAGAUCCGAACAACGAUUUAUCGGAGCGAGACAUCUGCUUGUUGUCGGCAAGCCUGGCCGCGUCGCGGCCCCUGGCCGGUCGUUCGGCCCAGGGUGCUAACGCGUUGCCACAGGCCCGCAAUCUCCAAACUUGCGACAACUUGCGUCCCGUCGUGCCGUACCUCGUCAUAGUGUACAGGCGCAUUCCGAACAACCUCGUCCCCUUGCAGCAGUGCCCGGAGGCACAUGAGUGGAUCCGCCUUAUGAGCGUGCUCCUACCAAAGGUUGGCCAAACCGAUCAGGCCGUCCGUGGCAUACUGCAGGCAUUGGGUGACUCCAUUGGUUUCAAGCCUGAUGCACCGUUGCGUGAGAACGUGGCUGGCGGCGGCAUGGCUGUGCCUGCCCUUGUGGCAGCGCCGGCCGCGCGCUUUGCUGAAACGAAUUGCACGGCGGCUGGCCACUGGGAGUCUCGCGGCUGGGUCAACAUUGACAUGACGGCAUUCGUCUGGGGUCCCAUCUUGUGCUGGGAUUGCGGGGAGAUCGACGACGAUGUGCUCGCUAUGUUCCGCCUAGACCACGCGCGACUCUUCUCUUUCCUGGCCGCCGACCUGUAUGACGUCGCGUUCAAAUUCCAGGUUGGUUCGCGAUGGUCGAUCACCAGCGGCUCAAUCGGCGGGGCACCACUGGUCGUCGAUCGUCGCUGGAACGUGCUCGCUAACUUCAGGGCGGCCACUGACCGGACCUCCUGUGCCGAGGGCACGGUGUACGGUGAGCUGCUGGGGCGCAAGCCGCUGGAGCUCGACUACUACGCCCUGCCGGAUGACGUCACGGUGGAGAAUGCGUGUACAAAGGCCAACGCCGUGGUCGACCGCCCGUUACACCUGGGCGAUACCCACGCGUCCAGCAGUGACACCCAGUACGAGUACAGGUUGUACGAAGGUGGCCCAGAUCCUUCGCUUGUCGAGAAGGUCUUCGCGUUCUUCGCUCUGAUGAUGGGCUCGCGCGCAGCCGUUGCGCUGGGGCAACGGAUCAUGCUGCUGCGUGCCGCGGCUUUCAGCCUGAUCGGCGGCGAUGUCGACUACGGCUUCGAUGUCGUGUACGAGAUGGUCCCGGACGACAACGGCUUUGCCAAGCCAUCGUCCCUGCCUGUCACUUCGGGCGUUGGUGUCGACGGCCUUCACUACAGU
Prorocentrum cordatum is the source of this 1929-nucleotide messenger RNA. The record is from the annotation of a GenBank genome assembly. NCBI's taxonomy places the organism in Eukaryota, Dinophyceae, Prorocentrales, Prorocentraceae.